Molecule: messenger RNA, 3239 nt
Organism: Zeugodacus cucurbitae (melon fly)
Lineage: Eukaryota; Metazoa; Arthropoda; Insecta; Diptera; Tephritidae
Exons: 6
Coding region: 1221-2738 (505 amino acids)
Molecular function (GO): protein binding
Source: RefSeq, a predicted model, not a curated record
UACAAGUCUUGUUAUUUCUGGCAAAGAAAAAAUAUUUCCAUUUAAAUGGCUUUCUUUGGUAUUUGCACUACACAUUUAUGUGUUGUGACAACUCUAAAUGUAGCCAAGGAUAAAAAAUGUAGUAAUUUGUGAAGAAAUGAUUAAUGUUAUAUUGUGGACCCGGAAAAAUAACUUAUUCUACUACAGUCCCAAUCAGUGAUUUCGCAAUCAUAGUUUAUGAUAUAAACGGAACCAAUGGAUUCACUUCCGUAAAGAGAUUCUUAUAGAGUGAAAAUUGCAAGGCAAUGUAUUUUACACAAAACUAUGGUUGGAUUAUCUAUGUACAUUAGACUAGACUAACUUCUAUAUCAUUUAUUUCCACUUAAACCAGAAGUUUUAAAAAAAUUUCGUGAAUUGUAUAGGAAAGGAAUUGGGAGCAAGUAUGUAAAUCAUUGACAACAUGAUUCAUGAAGUAACCGAACUACAAUAGAAAUAGAAAAAUGUGUUUUCUAACUUCACCUGUUUAUUGCAGAAUAUGUAUAUGACAAUUUGUGAAUGUCAGAAGUGACAAAAUGUAGAAAAUAUACCCGCAAACGAUAUAAACAAAAGAAAGUCACCAUCAUAAUUUCACCACCAACAUGUGUCGACCAAAACAGAACCACCCCACAGGGCACACACAACACACGUUCAUGUUUGGGUGAAGCCAAAGGUUUGCGCGGUAAGUGUCGACGACGUCAAAGGAAACCGUUGACCAGAACGAAGAGGAGUGGUUGAAUGUCAACUCAUGUUUACGAUACUGAGAUACUCCCGUUUCAGUCGAGUGCAAAUUGUCAAAUGCUACGGAUGGAAUUUACUCGGCAAAGGCAACGAAUCGAAAACGAAACGCCUCGAUGGGGUUGUGCUAAUAAAUAACAACAAUAAUAAUAAUAACAUAAAUAAUUCAAGCAAAAAAAGAGAAAUAGAAAAAACAAAACAAAUACAGUGAUGAAAUAAAUAUUAAAAACUUAGUAAUAACGCCUAAAAAUAUACCAAAACUAUUUGUGUACUGUUGAAAUCGUGUAACUUAACAUAACACUCGGUAUUGUAAACAACAUUAGUAUAAACAACACCAAGUAACAUAGUUCUAACGCAAUCUAGGAGGAAUGUUUCCGGACUAAAGCCUUGAUUUCAAGGAGAACUGAACGGCUUCGAUCAAACGGCGUCAAGCGCAUAUCUCGAAUGUGAAAAUAUAAUGUGGAAGCAUGUCUUCCCACUCCGUUGUGUCACUCUCAUCUUUUAAUAUAUUAUUUUUUACACAGGUUCUAACGGUUUUAACAUCGUCAAUAAAAUACCACGAAUACGUGACGGAUAAAGGCAAAAACAUUUCCAUACCCUGCACAGCGGAGGGCAACGUUAUGUGGGUUAAGGAGAGCGGCAACAAUAGCACCAUAAUACAGACAGGAAAAUUUUUGGUGCUCACCAAUAUAUCGACCGACGAACGUGGUCUGUAUGUGUGCUUUGCUGCGGUUCCGCCUCGCCACGCUUCCACGCCCGAUACCGGCUCCACUGCACAAGCAACAAAUGAACAGAGAAAAUCAAUAGCAGCAUCAUUGCCCACAUAUGCCUCGCCAUCGUCGGCGGCGUCAUCAUUGAUAUUGACAACAACGUCGUCGUCGUCAUCGGCAAACUCAUCAUCAUCAUCAUCGUCAGAAGACGUAAAUGUAUCAACAAUGGUGAACGUAAGUGCAACAAAUGCUUCAACUACCUCAUCGCUUCCAAUGCCAGCGCCCACAAUAGCCGCCGCCACAGCCACAGCCACAAUUGCGAACACAAACACAAAGACAGAGAACAUAUCGACAGCGCAGCACUAUUCUAUGGCUAACAAAGCCACCACCACCUUAAAUAAUAGUGGCCAGACAAUGGAAGUAGCGCCUACACCGGACACAGCACGAAACACAGAAGCCGAUAAGGAUGAUAAUGUUGAUAGAAGCGCCGAAGAUGUCGAGGCGGAGGAAUAUCAGGCCGUCGAAAAGGUCAACUUAACCGUGCGCACACCGCCAGGACCGGUUACGCAACUCUACUUCAAAGCAUCAACUAUUCUGGGCUUUCUCAUCUGGCGUUUCAAUAAGACCAAUUCCGGUGGUUACCCGGUGCGCAGCUUUACUGCCGAAUUUCGCAAUGUUUCGUACAAUGAGACACCCUACAACCAAUCGUUCGAACACGAAUGGAGUCGCAUGGACCCAAUUAAUAUUGCACCGAAUGUUCGGCAAAUGGAGGUAUAUCGCCUGGAGCCAAACACCACUUACGAAUUUCGGAUAUGGGCCAACAACCAGUUGGGUAGCGGCGAGGUUGUUACCACUAAUGUGACAACGCUUCCCGAAACCAAAGAGGAGGAUUUAAUACGCCUUAUACAACCCGACUUAGAUAAUUUCGAUCCGCGCAUUUGGAUAAUCGCCGUCAGUGUUGUACUUGGAACUCUUGUGAUAUUAGCAAUUGGACUAUGUAUAGUUUUAUCGAAAGAAUGUUAUCAGUCAUCGCAAGCGGAUUUCGAAAACGGUUGGGAGAGCAUAGAGCUUAUACCGAACAUAAUAUUGAAUCCGGGUUUCUGCGAAUCGGAUGGGCCCGAACCAGUGCAGCCGUACACACGAACGAUCAUCUUCGGCGAGGACGACGAGAGUGAUGGCUACGAGAGCGAAGAAUCCGAUCACGAGCCACCCAUGGAGAAAUUCAAGCGGAAAGUCUCGGUUUUCUUCACAGGUCCCACAAUAAGACGUAUUUGAGUUAAAUCGGAUGACGCCUUUGACGGAUGCAGCGCAGUACAUCGCAUUUGUACAGUUACUGUUUAUAACAAUUUGAUUUGUUCACCAAUUGUGAUUUUCGUGAUUUAUACUGAGAGCUUGCGCCCUUGUACAGGUUAUCUUUUUAUUUUUAUUUAUAGAUUUGAAAUUAUUAACGUGUAUAUUUUCGCACGUGGAAAAGCAUAAUUCUUUUCAUCAGUAUUGUUACAUAUAUAAUUACUAAUUAGGAGGCGAUUAUAAUGCAGUUGCUUUGAUGCUUUCUUGAGAUUGUAAAAACUACGAUUUUUGAAUUUUAUUACGAAAAAAUAAGAAUUAACUUGUAAUUCUAAUGGUAAAUAGUAACAACAAUGACAAAUGUCGCAUAAGUGAAUAACUGUAUAUUUAAGAAAUAAUAAGCGAGCUUUUGUUACGAAUCAAAUUUUAUAAAUUAACGCCUAAGCAAAUUGUUAUUGAAUAUACACACAAAUGUACAUAUUAUGUACA